AUGUUAUUGUUCUGGACACUUUAAAAUACCUUCGCUACCCGUCCUGUGCCCUUGUCCUGGAUAAGACUCUCCAGAUAUGCAGUAUUUUUCUCAAAUUUAAAAUAACUUAUAGUUUUCAUCGCCUUGCAAUUUGGUAUGAGUUUAAAUAACAUUUACGAAUUUUCAAACUUUCUUGUAUAUAUUUCUAACUCAUUCAGAGCCUGUGUCUAUUAAAAUGAGCAUCACGAGUUUGCUUUUCUUUCUUUCAAAUAAUAAAUACAACAUAAUUAAAUAAUAAAGAUGACAGAAAAACAGCAUUAUAAAUUAUGUAAAUUAUAUGGUAAUAAACAUUUCUUUGUGUCUAUAACACUGUCAAACUCCACUGUUACUCACAGUAAUGACGAGUUGCUUAUUUCCAUAAAAAAUAUAUAUAUUUUCAUAAACACUAAAUAAAAUCAUAAUUAAACGCAAAAUCGUUCAUGGGUCUUCCAAUGUUGCACACUUUUAUUUUUAAUUUUUGCAUAUAAAAGAUAACAACAAUCUUCCUUAUUAUAUAUAAAGGAAGAAAACAAAAAUAUUAAUAAUUGUUAUUGACUAUAUUUAUAUACAUUUGUAAUAAAGUGUUAUUAUUAUUGUUGUUAUUAUUAUUAAAAUGAUGUCAAGCCCCUCUGUGUACAGCCCUCUCCGCGUGCGCGUCGCAUUGACGUCAUGGGGGAAUCCCACCAAUCCAGCGUGCGUCACGCGUGGAAUCUUCGCAGACGGAAAGAACUCAAUUAGCCCCGCCCACAGAGGCGUUCCUCACCAUGGCAACAGCUGCAGCUCUUUAUCGUCCGCGAGCGCAUUGAAUAUUCAACCCACAUACAGUAAUGAGGGGAUUGUAAAUGGGCUUUUCCGCUUGUAGCAUAGCAGCCGGAGGAUGUCGACGCCACGGACGCUGGGCGAGCUGCAGCUGUACCGUGUGCUGCAGAGGGCCAACCUGCUCAUGUACUACGACACCUUCAUCCAGCAGGGCGGCGAUGAUGUGCAGCAGCUGUGUGAGGCCGGAGAAGAGGAAUUCCUCGAGAUCAUGGCUCUGGUCGGGAUGGCAACGAAGCCCCUGCACGUGCGGCGCUUGCAGAAAGCUCUGCGCGACUGGGCCGCAAAUCCCGCCGUCUUCAACCAACCUCUGACCUCGGCCAUGGGAGGAAUCCCGCUUUUUAAAAUCGACAGCAUCAUGGGCUCGAGGAAGUCCUUAACCAACGGCCAACCGGCAUCCCCAUGCGACAGGGAAGAUCAGGGAGCUUGUCUGACUCCACUCCGAGACAAUGGCAGUCCGAGGAGCCCAUGCUCCCAGGCAUCCCCUCUUCCUCCAGAUCAUCAUCUUUACAGGGACAAACUGUCCCCCAUGGAGCCUCACUGGCUCAGUCCGGAAUUAGACGGAAGCGUCGGAGCAGAGGAAGACCAGCCCAGUCCACCUUUGCCUCUUUUGGUCCACUCCCGGAACAUAGGUCCCUCGACGCCACCCACAUCUUCCUCCUCAUCCUCCUCCCCUUGGCCUGGAGGACAGCUGGAUGCAGACACGGUGAAGGCGGUAGGGGAAAGCGUGGAGCGUCUGUUCAGGACGGUGCCGCACACAGACCCAUCCGAGGUCAAGAGUCUCCUCAGGCUGAAUAAGAAGAUGGCCAAGACGGUGGGUCACAUUUUCAACAUGGAGCCACACGACAAGAGCAAAGAGGAGGAGAUCCGCAAGUACAGCCUCAUCUACGGCCGCUUUGACUCCAAGAGGAGGGAGGGCAAGCAGCUGACACACCACGAGAUGAUCAUCAACGAAGCGGCGGCGCAGUUCUGCAUACGUGACAACGCGCUGUUAUUGAGACGGGUCGAGCUUUUCUCACUGGCUCGGCAGGUGGCGAGGGAAUGCGCCUACACCUCCACUCUGAAACACAGCAGGACCAACCCUGAGGACUGUACUAAUUCCUUUACGGACAACAGCGCUCCGAAAAGAAUCAAACUCGAGGUCACAGAUUCAGACAGUAUUAACCCGAUACGUGGAUCAAAAAGUGCUGACGUAGUGAUUCACCCCGGCCUCAGGUCAGCAGCAGAUGACGACAGCUUGUCAGGAGAAAGUCUGGACAGUUUAUCUCACGAUGUAGGGCCUCACUCUCUCCCCUCGUCAUCCCCCCGUCCCCUUGCCGACACCAUCGGCCCCGUCACCUGGAGUCGCCAGCUCAUGCAGCAAACGCUCAUGGAUGAAGGCCUGCGAUUGGCUAGAAUGGUGUCACGUGACCACGCGGCCAAGGUCAGCCUAGGGUCAGAGAAGAGACAGACUUCAGAGCCAGAGGGCCGAGCAUCAGACAGACGAGGCUUAAACGCGUCCCACCAGAGCAGCAGCCCUGCCAGCACCAAAGACGACCCUUAAAGGGACACCAGCAGGAGCCAGAAGUUGCCUUGCUGCUCAACUCAGGUCUCAUACGACUCGAACCCUCCGGAGAUUUUCACACCCACUUUCCCAAAACUGUCUUAUGUAGUUAGCACAUCACAGGUCCAGUAUUAGAAUGUUCUAUUGUGAGUCAGUGGCUGGAUGAAGAUGUGUGUGUGUGUAGAUCAAAUUUGGUUCUGAAUGGUCUGAGUUCAGUGCAGUUUAGUACAUUUACAUGUCACCAAGGGGGCGUGUCUCAAUACAAGAUUCAUGAUCUGGUGCAUGAUAGACACAUUUAAAGCAUCCAUGACGACAUACGAUACAAUUUAGAGCUGUUCUGCUGCAAUACAAUACAGUGCAAUACAGUAAUUGUUAUGUAAAGUAGCACACACACACACAUUAAUAAUAAUGAAAAAAUGCAGUAAUACAUUUGACUGUUCUUAGGCCACACCUCCUUCACUGAGAUUGGCAGACAGCCAUACCCUUUUUUUUUUUAUUGGGACUAAUACGCUCAGAGGCCAUGCCUCCUUUAUUAGGACUGACAUAAACAAAGGCCACACCUCUUACUGAGACUGACACAUUUCAUUCUCUGGGACUAACGUUCAAUUCAAUUCAAUUUUAUUUGUAUAGCGCUGUUUACAGUGAACAUUGUCACAAAGCAGCUUUACAGAAAUCCGGAUAUAAAACUUUAAAUUUUUAUCCCUAAUAGGCAAAUAGACACAGAGGCCAUACCCCCUUUUUUGGGUACUGACAGGCACAGAUCAUGAAAAUUACAUAUUUCUGAAAUACACUAUAUAGUGCAUUAGGGAGUUUUCUUAUUUUGUCAUCAUGUCUGAAAGCAUAACAGAGAAUAUUCAGAACUCCCUCAGUGCACUUGGUUAGUGUCUAAAUUGGUGUACCCUACAGAUUGGGUACAGAUUACCCAUGAUGCACUUUGCACCAGACUGUGCUGAACUCUGGACAUAAAAUAGCAGGAAAGAGAUUUACAUUUCUUGUAAAUACCCAGCGUACUUUCAUUGCUGUCACAUCAGUAACACAGCCGUAACUGUAGGUUUGUUUCUGUCUCCUGAUUAAUGGCAUGUAACUUUAGUUUAAAGACACGAUCGCAGCGAUAACGUACUGACCCGCUGAUUCUGUGCUGAAUCCGAGUCGCUCUGAGUGUAAAAUUAGAUGGUAAAGUGGUUAAAGGAAUCCGUUUUUUAAGUGUGGUUUAAUUCAAACGGUUUUAACACUAAUAUACUAAACUUAUACAGAAUAUAAGCGUAUCAGCUGUAGUAAAAGUACGGGACAUUAGUUUGUGUUAUUUUUUUCUAAACUUUUAAAGGUAGAAAGCAAUCUAGAUUUAAAUCCCUAUUUGUCAUUAAGGACAGGAUCAUCCAGUAGGUUGUAUGUGUUAUGCCAUCUCAUGGUAGAAAUCAUUGUUGUCUUACUGGAAUCAGAUAAUUUAUUUUUUAAUAUUCUCAAUAAAUGGUAUUUUAUUGUUUA
This is a messenger RNA of Ictalurus furcatus (blue catfish), 3862 nucleotides long. It is a transcript of the gene nab2, whose product is annotated as NGFI-A binding protein 2 (EGR1 binding protein 2). NCBI's taxonomy places the organism in Eukaryota, Metazoa, Chordata, Actinopteri, Siluriformes, Ictaluridae. Gene Ontology annotation, molecular function: transcription coregulator activity; transcription factor binding. Bases 896 to 2377 code for a protein of 493 amino acids. Gene Ontology annotation, biological process: negative regulation of DNA-templated transcription. Gene Ontology annotation, cellular component: nucleus. The transcript is spliced from 7 exons. The record is from RefSeq and is a predicted model, not a curated record.